AGAAACUGCAUCUGGAUUGGAGGAACAUAGUGGCUGACCCACAUUUUGCUCUCCUUUCUUCUUAGUAGCAUCCUGAAGGUUGUUGUUUUUUAAAAAGUUUUUGUUUAAAUUGACACUUCUUAAAAAGAAGGGCACAAAGUGUGUUCCCUCUCCUGCUCUACAAGCCAUGCCUCCACAGGAGCUAUUGGAUUACUCACCCACUUUGCGAAGAAGAAGAUGCAGCACCCCCAGAGGCAGUGGCUCAGAGCUGGGCAUCAAAUGUGUCCUCAUAGGGGAUGGGGCUGUGGGCAAAACCAGCCUGAUCGUAAGCUACACAACAAAUGGAUACCCAGACCAGUACCAGCCAACUGCGCUGGACACCUUCUCAGUUCAGGUCCUGGUGGAUGGUGCACCAGUUCGUAUCCAGCUAUGGGACACUGCAGGACAGGAAGAUUUUGAUUGCCUACGUGCUCUCUGUUACCCUGACACUGACGUCUUCUUGGUCUGCUUCAGUGUUGUGAACCCCACGUCUUUCCAAAACAUUACAGAGAAAUGGAUCCCUGAGAUAAGAACUCACAAACCUCAGACCCCAGUGGUGCUAGUGGGGACACAGGCUGAUCUGCGGGACGACGUCAAUGUGCUGAUCAGUCUGGACCGCUACCGGGUAAAGCCUGUGCCUAGAACUCAGGCUGAAGGACUGGCUGAGAAAAUCCGGGCUCAGACAUACGUGGAGUGCUCCGCUCUGACUCAAAAGAACCUGAAGGAGGUUUUUGACACGGCCAUUGUAAGCGCAGUGGAGCACAAAGCCCAGCAAGAAAAGAAAAUGACAGCCAAGGGAAUAAAAACUCUUUCCAAAUGUCGCUGGAAGAAAUUUUUCUGCUUUGUCUGAAGCUGGCUUGGUAAUGCACAGGCUUAAAAGCCAGUGCUGGACCUUGUAACCUUCUCUCCCAGAGAGUGAAGUGACUCACUAAUGGCUCCAGAUGAGGAGUAUGAUAAGCCAACAUGACCCAGAGCCCCAGAUCUUUCUGGGUUAUGGUAGAACUUGCCUGUGGGGCAGCAGGUGGACUUGUGUUGCACCAGGAUAUCCUGUGGUCCAGGUGACCUUUAAGCAGCUGGAAUGCCGCAUUUGUUGUUCAUGAAUGACCAGGCUUGUACUGUUAAAAAACUAGGCAGCGUAGGCAGUUUCUAGAACCUCCGAAAGAAUGUUAUGAUUAAUCUCUGAUGUAAAAUUUGAGUUAUAAU
Messenger RNA from Gekko japonicus, 1221 nucleotides. RefSeq names its product ras homolog family member V (gene RHOV). NCBI's taxonomy places the organism in Eukaryota, Metazoa, Chordata, Lepidosauria, Squamata, Gekkonidae. Gene Ontology annotation, biological process: small GTPase-mediated signal transduction. Bases 167 to 868 code for a protein of 233 amino acids. The record is from RefSeq and is a predicted model, not a curated record. Gene Ontology annotation, molecular function: GTP binding; GTPase activity. The transcript is spliced from 3 exons.